Messenger RNA from Linum tenue, 4506 nucleotides. Lineage: Eukaryota; Viridiplantae; Streptophyta; Magnoliopsida; Malpighiales; Linaceae. The record is from the annotation of a GenBank genome assembly.
AUCAUCUUCCCCAGCAGCAGGAGAAAAACCCGCGGCGGCCGCUGAACAGCCGGCGACGAAGGCAGAGUAUUCACCUCCCACUCUCCGAUCGUCCAACGACUGAACUCGAAGAAGAAUCAAUUUCGAGACUCCCAGGUGACAAUCUCUGAAAAGAUGUUCCAUUUCACCUCGAGGCUUUGCAGAGGUUUAAAUCUGAAGGAGCUCGUCACUAGUGCCCCUAUCUAUGAAACCUUCACCGAUGUGUCCGCCGGCGGCGGCCUGAACGUGAUGUUCCGUCGAUGGGCUACAAAGAAAACAGCUGGAUCCACGAAGAACGGACGGGACUCCAAGCCCAAGAACUUGGGAGUUAAGAAAUUCGGUGGGGAGAGGGUGAUUCCAGGGAACAUCAUAGUUCGUCAGCGAGGGACACGAUUUCAUCCUGGAAAUUACGUCGGAAUUGGAAGAGAUCACACUCUGUUUGCAUUGAAGGAAGGAAAUGUCAAGUUCGAGACUCACAAGCUCAGUGGCCGUAAAUGGGUUCACAUUGUCCCCAAAGAAGGCUAUGAUCUCCACCCUGUUUACGCCGAUGGAAGCUCUGCUUGCCCAGAGAUGGCGAUGAAGACCUCCUCUUGAAAACUUUCGAAAGGAAUCGGUCUGGUGUUAUCAAUAACCCUCUUUGUACUUCUUUGUUUGUCUCUUUCAUGUACUUUGGAUUUGUCAAGAGGGAAAGAACAGAUUUUGUAGAACAAAUACACAUUUUGAUUUCAAUACUUGCAAGCUAUGCAUUAGGGAAAAGUGAUCAAUUACAGUGGUGGGAGGUGGAAAGAAUUUGCAGCCUGUUUCUGAAAAACCAUAAACAAGCUCUUAAAAAAUCUAAAGAAUCUCGGAACAAUGGUGAUUGAUUGAUCAGUACGCUUUGUCAAAACUGUUCUAGCAAUCCACUUUCAAUGCUCGUAAUCUGGCUCUUGUCGCUCUAUGUCUUGAAUCUCGAGUGGCUCGGGGAAUAUCUCGUUCGACAGUCUCUUACUGUACCCAAUCCUACCGCUGUUAUGAGAUCCUAUUCUCACCGGCUGCUUUGAUCCACCAACUGCUACGGCAUUCUCCGAGGAGCUAUGCCGCCAGCUCCCAAAGAAAGCACUGCUCCACGACGACCUCCUCGAGGAUGUCGUUCUGAGCCGCCCUGAACCAUAGCUGUCUGCCCUUACUACUUUCAUAGGGUUCUCCAAUGCUUUCAGAAUGUACUUCAUGGGAGGACGUUUGGAAGGCUUGGGAUUCAAACAUGACCUGGCAAUGAUGGCCAUGGCCCAAACCUCUUCGAGCAAGUCCUCAUCAACCAUCAUUGAUGGAUCGACGAUCUUGGUCACCAGCUCUUUGUCAUAGAUGCUGAUGUAAGGGAGCGUUUGGUCGAGCCAAUCUCGAAUCGUGGCAUCAUCCGAUUUGUUGCUGAUUCCGAGCUUGCCUGUUACUAGCUCAAGGAGGACCUUACCGAAGCAGUAGACGUCGUGUGCACAGGUCGCCAUUAAUCCUCCUCUAGAGCCUCCAGCUUCGGAUGAUCUUUGUUUUCUCAAGAACCUUGUGAUGAUCUUGUUGUGGUGUGAUUCUGGGCCUUCCUGGACGUGGACCGAACUUAAGCUUCCAAGUCGAACUUCGAACUUGUCGUCAAGAAGAAUGCUACUUGCUUGAACAAUACCUAUGAACAACAGGAGGAUUACACUCAUGGUGCAAGUAACAAAGCCCUUCAGCAGCUCCAGUAGCUAUCUUCAACCUUGUGAUCCAAUCCAAUGACUUCAAACGAUCUUCUUCGUCAACAUUGCUAACCUUGUGCAAUGAGCUAGCCAAAUCUCCAUUCACCAUAUACUUGUACACCAGAAACUUCUCAUUCUCAUUCUCCAAACAAUGCCCUAAAAGAGGCACCAAUCUAGCAUGCGAAUACUUGCUGAAAAAUUCCAGCUCCACCAAUUCCUUCUUGGCAGAACGAGAAUCGAUCCUCUUCACAACAAUCGGACUGCCUCCUUCGAGGAGGCUUUGGAAUAGAUCUCCAGAGUGACCAUGUUUGAUCAGAUUCUUGUCUGCUAAGUCACUUGUCAAGUUGCUGAGCUGUUCAUAUGGGAAUGACUCACCAAUACCAGAAAUGAAAGCGAGAUCUUUCGCCACUGAUGGAGGGUCAUUAUUAUUAUCUCCUUCAGGAACCGGUCCAACGUUAGCACUCCCUCUAGGGCUUGAUCUGUUCCUAUCAAACUUCCUGAGAAACAAUACCAUCACAAUAGCCAGGACCAAGAUGAACCCUAUUGCGCCAACCACCCCUACUAAGAUGUAUAUCCAUUGCUUACUUCUUGAUCUUCGGGGAUUGAAUUCUUGUGAUGGUAAUGGAGCUCCAAAAUCGUCGAAAGAUAACCCUCUCCGAGAGUAAAACAUCCUGCAAUCCUCCAAACUCCUUUGAUCAGAAACUGCUUCUAAGCAGUUCAAGCUAAGAACCACAUUUCUUGGAGUUCUUCCACCAUUGACCACCUUUCCUUGGAUGUAGUUUCCAGAUAGAUCAACGGAACUAGAGUUAUCGAACUGAGAAGAUAGAGCUCCAUACAACAAAUUGUUCGAUAGAUUCAACGCGGCUGAACCAGCUGCAUUGCCAUUGAAACUAAUGCUCUGCACAUCACCUGUGAAGUUAUUCCCAGAGACAUCCACAAUCUGCAGAUCAGGCAACGCAAACAAUGCACUAGGCAGUCUACCAUCUAGCUCGUUGCUCGAAAUUACCAUCUUCUGCAAGUUGUUUAGCUUGGAUAAUCCAUCAGGCAAUGAACCAGAGAGUGAGUUCUUGCUGAGAUUAAGGUCAACCAAUUGAGAUAAUGCACCAAAAUCAUCAGGGAUUGAACCGGCGAGACUGUUAUCGGAUAAAUCUAACGACUUGAGCAUUGAAAUGUUGCCGAAUCCGGGUGGAAUCGACCCGGAUAAGUAAUUGGAAGAAAGAUUGAGACUUGACAAGUUCCUGAGUGAAGCCAAACUCCACGGGAUCGACCCAGUAAGCAGAUUCCUAGAGAGGUCAAGAAUUGACAUUCGACUCAGCUGCCCCAAUGUAGAUGGCAGGGCGCCGGCGAGCUGAUUUUCAGAGAGGUAGAGAGCAUUGAGCUGAGUUAACUCACCGAGCGUCGCCGGAAUCGGGCCGGUGACUGAGCUCGCCCGGAGAUCAAGAACUCGGAGCGACGACCCGAAUUGCGACCCGAACCAGUCCGGGAUGGAGCCCGGGAGGGCGAAUCCCGAAGCAUUGAAAACCUCCAAUGAAGUGAAAUUCGCCAUGGCGUCGACGGAGAACCCGGGAUUCAAACGCCCGACCCGGGUCCUCCUGAACCCGGAAACGUUGAUUCCGGUGACCCGGCCGUCGCCGCCGCACUGGACUCCCUUCCAAUUCGCGCACGGGUCGGAUUUUAUCGGCCAGUCGGAGCUUCGGAUCCCUAAAGACCCCCGGAGAUCGAUCAGCGCCCUCCAUUCCACCCGCGAGCUCAGCAACACACUCCUCUGCUGCGCCGCCGCGCAGCGAAUCAAAACCCAGAUCAGUAGCACCAACCGGAGCAAACCCCGCCGGCAUUCUUCCAUUCAGCUCAGAGAUAAAAAGAUACCAAUCCCAAUAUUUCAGCAGAGAGAGACACUUAAACAAAAUCUGGACGGCCGUUCAAUCACAGAGUCGACUACUCAUGGCCGCAUUCGCCGGCGGCGGGAACGCUCUUCUUUAGCUGGCUUUAUUUAGCUCCCUCUCUGAAAACCCAACAAAAAGGAAAAGUCUGAAGGGGAAAAACUGAAAAAGGGAGAAAUCGUGGAAUUGUUUUUGUUCACUAUUAUUCAAUUAAUUAAUCAAAUAAAUAAAAUAAAAACCUUUUCCUCACAGAUUGCAACAUUCUCACCUCCAAUCACGAGCUUUGAUUCUGCAAUCGAUGCAAUUGUUUUCUACAAUACUCUGUUUUUCUACAGUUAGCCGUUGUUGUUACUCUGUUCCUUCUUCUACGACUAAGCUGCUUCUUCUACCUCUGUUCCCUUCCCAAUAAACAAAUCCUUCUCGGCAUUUAAUGCCAUCCCAGGCUGUCUCAACUCAAUCUCAAUCCCCAAAAAAUAAAAAACAAGGCCACCACCCAAUUCCCACAAAAGGGAAAAAGGGUGAAAAAACAGAGUAUGGAUGACAAAUUGAUGAAGAAGAAGAAGAAGAAGGGCAUUAAUGGUGGAAGUGGUGCGGGGCGGGAUAAAUGACUUCCUUCCUUCCAACCAACCGCCGAGAGAGUCACUGUAUGCCGAGUCGCUUUCAGUUAUCUCUUUCUUCCUCGCCGGAGAGAUAGCUUUUAAUGAAAACCCAGCGCCCCUUCCUCUGUUUUUCCACCCCUUUUUUCUGCUUUAACUUACCUUGGCCAAUCUGGGUGGAAUUAGGACUCGCAGAGGAAGAAGAAACAGGAAGGAGAAGGAAGAUGGUGGUGGGUAGUGGAAGUGGGUGGGUGGCCUGGCUUUGACCGGCUUUAAAAAAGGCUGGCAACAGUGGGCAGCCAGCCA